Planococcus citri (citrus mealybug) is the source of this 1772-nucleotide messenger RNA. RefSeq names its product solute carrier family 25 member 3-like. The coding region runs from base 143 to 1234 and encodes 363 amino acids. The transcript has a single exon. The record is from RefSeq and is a predicted model, not a curated record. Gene Ontology annotation, biological process: mitochondrial phosphate ion transmembrane transport. Gene Ontology annotation, molecular function: phosphate transmembrane transporter activity. NCBI's taxonomy places the organism in Eukaryota, Metazoa, Arthropoda, Insecta, Hemiptera, Pseudococcidae. Gene Ontology annotation, cellular component: mitochondrial inner membrane.
UGAUCUGAUUACAACAACUGAUCGCUCUCUUUCAUCACGACUGGGCAGUGUUCGAAUAGUUCGAAGUUCGUAUAGUUGAAUUUUUGAAUUAAUUUCGCGUGUGUUGAAGUUCCGAAAUUGUUAACAACGCGAACCGUUCACAAUGUCACUGCCAGCUCUAGAAAACGUUAAAGGUACGCCGUACAACUCGAUGUUUUCCAAACACUUCGGUGUUAGUGAUAAGACCGACGCUGGCCUUUUGAUGCCAACUGGACGUACGAUCGCAGCCGCAUCGGCGGCCGCUGCCCCUAAUCCAGGCGACAGUUGUGCGUACGGAUCGAACAAAUACUUCGCAUUAUGCGGUAUCGGCGGUAUCCUUUCUUGCGGUAUUACUCACACAAUGGUCACACCGCUUGACCUUGUGAAAUGUCGUCUGCAAGUAAAUCCAGCCAAAUACAAGAACGUAAUCAAUGGAUUCAGAGUAACACUGGCCGAAGAUGGAGCCCGUGGUUUGGCUCGUGGUUGGGCACCAACCUUCUUCGGGUACUCGGCCCAAGGUCUGUGCAAAUUCGGUUUCUACGAAUACUUCAAAUGUCUUUACUCCGAUUUGCUAGGCGAAGAGAACUCCUACCUGUGGAGGACAUCUUUAUACUUGGCCGCUUCAGCAUCGGCCGAAUUCUUCGCUGAUAUCGCUCUUAGCCCUAUGGAGUCGAUCAAAGUUAAAAUACAAACAACGCCCGGAUUCGCAAACACGUUACGCGAAGCAGCACCCAAAAUGUACAGAGAAGAAGGCAUGAACGCUUUCUUCAAAAGUGUAGCUCCAUUAUGGAUGCGACAGAUUCCAUAUACCAUGAUGAAAUUCGCCUGUUUCGAAAGAACCGUAGAAUUACUCUACAAAUACGUCGUACCAAAACCCCGAGCUGAUUGUUCCAAGAGCGAACAACUCGUCGUCACGUUUGCCGCCGGUUACAUCGCCGGUGUAUUUUGCGCCAUCGUAUCUCAUCCAGCUGACACCGUUGUAUCUAAAUUGAACCAAGAGAAGAACGUAUCUGCUAUCGAAUUAACAAAACGUAUCGGUUUUGUUGGAUUAUGGAAAGGAUUAGUACCUAGGAUAGUUAUGAUUGGUACAUUAACAGCGCUACAAUGGUUCAUUUACGAUUUCGUUAAGGUAUCUUUGGCUUUACCGCGUCCACCGCCGCCUGAAAUGCCAGCAUCUUUAAAAGCCAAAUUGGCCGCUGAAGGAAAAACUGAGUAAAUUUUAAACUACGUUGUUAUCGAAUACAAUUCCCAUUCGAUUGUGUUGUGUGUUUUAACAUCGUCUGAUUUUUAAAUCCUGUUGGUUUUCUGUUUUCUUCUCUUUUUUUUUCCGAAUAGUAACUUUUGUUCCUUUGUGGCUAUACCAAUUGGAAAACAUGAUCUUUGUGAUGUUAAGUACUAGAUUUCAUUUAGGUAUCUUGUUAUAUACGUGUAAUGAAAAGUUAUUUCAAUAUCGUUAUUUAUACCAUAAUUUUGUUCGUAAGAUCGAAUAUUAUUUAUUUUCCAUUUUUAAUUUAGAAUUUUUUUUUUCCAUUUUCGUUUAUGUGUUUUUUGAAAUGAACGAUACAAUAGAAAGACUGUAUUUUUCAUGUUAUUAUAAUGGCAUCCGAGCCCGAUAGUCCAAUUCGCUUGAUUUAAAUUUCACACACAUACCUAGUUUUAAAUUGCAUGCUUCCCGGAUUUAAUUAAUAUAUUGUGUUACAUUCCGUAGUGAGCAUGACUGAUCAUUUCGAAAUAUAAAAUGAUAAUUACGUGUU